Messenger RNA from Fusarium keratoplasticum, 870 nucleotides. RefSeq names its product Aldolase-II domain-containing protein. The coding region runs from base 1 to 870 and encodes 289 amino acids. The transcript has 2 exons. The record is from RefSeq and is a predicted model, not a curated record. NCBI's taxonomy places the organism in Eukaryota, Fungi, Ascomycota, Sordariomycetes, Hypocreales, Nectriaceae. Gene Ontology annotation, molecular function: actin filament binding. Gene Ontology annotation, cellular component: cytoskeleton.
AUGUCUUCGACUGCCACUAUCACAACCACAGCCACUCCGCCAAGCCAGUCCAGCUUGAAUGUCUCGACAGACAAGGAUGGCAAGGUGAAGCGGCUGCAAAAGAUUCCACAGUUUCCAACAAAGGAGGCAACAAGACGAUGGCAACUAGAACAAAUGGCUGGAGCCUUUCGCGUUUUUGCGAGACUUGGCUAUGCAGAUGGAAGCAGUGGUCACAUUAGCUUGAGAGACUCUGUUCAGCCAAACACCUUCUGGAUCAACCCUUAUGGCGUCCACUUUGGCCUCAUCAAAGUGUCUGACCUCGUCCACAUCGACGAAGAGGGCAACCGGAUCGGCGGCGCAGACAAGCUUGUCAACAAAGCCGGGUUCAUCAUCCACGCCGCCAUCCACAAGCGUCGCCCAGACAUUAACGCUGCCUGCCAUCUGCACAGCCCCUAUGGCCGCGCGUGGUCAACCUUUGGCAAGCCGAUCGAGAUGAUCAAUCAGGACAGUUGCAUGUUCUACAAGGAUCUUGCCGUGUACGCCAACUUUGGCGGUGUCGUGUUUGCCAAGGAGGAAGGUGCCCGUCUUGCUGAUGCGCUUGGUGCUACCAAGAAGAAUAUCAUUCUGCAGAAUCACGGUCUGCUGACUGCAGGGGGCACAAUUGGCGAGGCUGCAGCCUUCUUUAUCGCCUUGGAGAGGGCAUGUCAUGCUCAGCUGCUCGUUGAAGCAGCCGUCGCCCCUGAUGGAUCGCAGCUUGCCAAGACCUUGGUGAGCGAUGAGGAGGCACAGUACACCAAAGACGGGACUGGGACUCCCGAGGUCAUGUAUCUGCAGUUUGAGCCCGAGUAUCAGUAUACGCUGAAAGAGAGUGGAGGCGACUUCCUUCUAUAG